Trichechus manatus latirostris (Florida manatee) is the source of this 5136-nucleotide messenger RNA. RefSeq names its product tenascin R (gene TNR). NCBI's taxonomy places the organism in Eukaryota, Metazoa, Chordata, Mammalia, Sirenia, Trichechidae. The record is from RefSeq and is a predicted model, not a curated record. The transcript is spliced from 23 exons. Bases 564 to 4640 code for a protein of 1358 amino acids. Gene Ontology annotation, molecular function: protein binding.
CCAGGCUUCCUCCUCUCCUUCACGUCAGAGGCAGGAACUGACUGUGCUAGGGCUGUUGGCUUAACACGCAGAGACGGAGAAAGAGGGGCAGACACAGAGAGAGUAAGAGAAGAGGGGUCCUCCCUGACCCAAGGAAUUACCACUAGUGGAGUAAAGCCACCUGACUUUUUGCUCUUAUUAUGGUUACCUCCUCUUUCUCCUUCCACUCCUAGCCCUGACAGCUUGGGUUUCAUUUCUUUGCUGGAGCCUCCUCUCUUCUCCCAGGAAAGGAGGAACGGAAGAGAAAGGAGAGAGGUGGUUUCUCUAGGUGAGCGCAUCAGCUGGCUCCAGCCCCAAGAGAAGAGAAUUCUCUUCGCAGGAAGCUCCUCUCGCUCCCCUGCCGCCCACCCCCAACCCGGGCGGCUAUAUCAUCUUAACUGCCUAGAGGGCAGGUCUCUUUUGGAGUUAGGAUUAAAGAACGUGGUGGAAGAGAGAAAACAACGAGGACAUCAUCACUAAAGAUUCCCACAACUCCAUGCUGUGUGCUGCAGGCUGGUCUUGAACCCAGGGCUCUGGCUAAGAGCAUGGGGGCAGACAGGGAAACCAUGGUCCUGAAGAACAUGCUCAUUGGUGUCAACCUGAUCCUUCUGGGCUCCAUCGUCAAGCCAUCAGAGUGUCAGCUGGAAGUCACCACGGAAAGGGUCCAGAGGCAGGCAGUGGAGGAGGAAGGCAACAUGGCCAACUACAACACAUCCAGCAAAGAUCAGCCCAUGGUCUUCAACCAUGUGUACAACAUUAACGUGCCCCUGGACAGCCUCUGCUCCUCAGGGCUGGAGGCCUCUGCUGAGCAGGAGGUGAAUGCCGAAGACGAGUCUCUGGCUGAGUACACGGGCCAGACCUCAGAUCACGAGAGCCAGGUCACCUUCACCCACAGGAUCAACCUCCCCAGAAAGGCCUGCCCUUGUGCCAGCUCAGCGCAGGUGUUGCAGGAGCUGCUGAGCCGGAUUGAGAUGCUGGAGAGGGAAGUGUCAGUGCUGCGGGACCAGUGCAAUGCCAACUGCUGCCAAGAAAGUGCUGCCACAGGACAACUGGACUAUAUUCCUCACUGCAGUGGCCACGGUAACUUUAGCUUCGAGUCCUGUGGCUGCAUCUGCAACGAAGGCUGGUUUGGCAAGAACUGCUCGGAGCCCUACUGCCCCCUGGGCUGCUCCAGCCGGGGUGUGUGUGUGGAUGGCCAGUGCAUCUGUGACAGUGAAUACAGCGGGGAUGAUUGCUCUGAGCUCCGCUGCCCAAUGGACUGCAGCUCCCGGGGGCUCUGUGUGGACGGGGAGUGUGUCUGUGAAGAGGCCUACACAGGCGAGGACUGCAGCGAGCUGAGAUGCCCCGGGGACUGCUCGGGGAAGGGGAGAUGUGCCAACGGUACCUGCUUAUGCCAGGAGGGCUACGUUGGUGAGGACUGCGGCCAGAGGCGGUGUCUGAAUGCCUGCAGUGGGCGAGGACACUGCCAGGAGGGGCUCUGCUUCUGUGAAGAGGGCUACCAAGGCCCUGACUGCUCUGCAGUUGCCCCUCCAGAGGACUUGCGAGUGGCUGGUAUCAGCGACAGGUCCAUUGAGCUGGAAUGGGACGGGCCGAUGGCAGUGACGGAAUAUGUGAUCUCUUACCAGCCGAUGACCCGGGGGGGCCUCCAGCUCCAGCAGCGGGUGCCUGGAGAUUGGAGUGGUGUCACCAUCACAGAGCUGGAGCCAGGUCUCACCUACAACAUCAGCGUCUACGCUGUCAUUAGCAACAUCCUCAGCCUUCCCAUCACUGCCAAGGUGGCCACCCAUCUCUCCACGCCUCAAGGGCUACAGUUCAAGACUAUCACAGAAACCACCGUGGAGGUGCAGUGGGAGCCCUUUUCAUUCUCCUUCGAUGGGUGGGAGAUCAGCUUCAUUCCAAAGAACAAUGAAGGAGGGGUGAUUGCUCAGCUCCCCAGUGAUGUUACAUCCUUCAACCAGACGGGUCUGAAGCCUGGGGAGGAAUACAUUGUCAAUGUGGUGGCUCUGAAAGAGCAAGCCCGGAGCCCCCCUACCUCGGCCAGCGUCUCCACUGUCAUUGAUGGGCCCACGCAGAUCCUGGUUCGAGAUGUCUCCGACACCGUGGCUUUUGUGGAGUGGACCCCACCUCGAGCCAAAGUCGAUUUCAUUCUCUUGAAAUAUGGCUUAGUGGGUGGGGAAGGUGGGAAGACCACCUUCCGGCUGCAACCCCCUCUGAGCCAAUACUCAGUGCAGGCCCUGAGGCCUGGUUCUCCCUACGAGGUGUCGGUCAGUGCAGUCCGAGGGACCAAUGAGAGCGAUCCCACGACCACCCGGUUUACAACAGAGAUUGAUGCCCCUAAGAACUUGCGAGUUGGUUCUCGCACAGCAACCAGCCUUGACCUCGAGUGGGACAACAGCGAGGCAGAGGUCCAGGAGUACAAGGUUGUGUACAGCACCCUGGCGGGUGAACAGUACCAUGAGCUCCUGGUCCCCAAGAGCACUGGUCCAACCACCAGAGCCACUCUCACAGAUCUGGUGCCUGGCACUGAGUAUGGGGUUGGAAUAUCUGCCAUCAUGAACUCACAGCAGAGUGUACCAGCUACCAUGAAUGCCAGGACUGAACUUGACAGUCCCCGAGACCUCAUGGUGACAGCCUCCUCAGAGACCUCCAUCUCCCUCAUCUGGACCAAGGCCAAUGGCCCCAUUGAUCACUACCGAAUUACAUUUACCCCAUCCUCUGGGAUCGCCUCCGAAGUCACUGUGCCCAAGGACAAGACCUCGUACACACUGACAAACCUAGAACCCGGGGCAGAGUACAUCAUAUCGAUCACCGCUGAGAGGGGCCGGCAGCAGAGUUUGGAGUCCACGGUGGAUGCCUUCACAGGUUUCCGCCCCAUCUCCCAUUUGCACUUUUCUCACGUGACCUCCUCCAGCGUGAACAUCACCUGGAGUGACCCAUCCCCUCCAGCAGACAGACUCAUUCUGAACUACAGCCCCCGGGAUGAAGAGGAAGAGAUACUAGAGGUCUCCCUGGAUGCCACCAAGAGGCAUGCUGUCCUGAUGGGCCUGCAGCCAGCCACUGAGUACAUUGUGAACCUGGUGGCUGUCCAUGGCACGGUGACCUCUGAGCCAAUUGUGGGCUCCAUCACCACAGGAAUUGACCCCCCAAAAGACAUCACAAUUAGCAAUGUGACCAAGGACUCAUUGAUGGUCUCCUGGAGCCCUCCUGUUGCAUCUUUUGAUUACUACCGGGUAUCAUAUCGGCCCACACAAGUGGGACGGCUGGACAGCUCUGUAGUGCCCAACACUGUGACAGAAUUCACCAUCACCAGACUGUACCCAGCUACUGAAUACGAAAUCAGCCUCAACAGCGUGCGGGGCAGGGAGGAGAGUGAGCGCAUCUGCACUCUCGUGCACACAGCCAUGGACAAUCCUGUAGAUCUGAUUGCUACCAAUAUCACUCCAACAGAAGCCCUGCUGCAGUGGAAGGCGCCCGUGGGUGAAGUGGAGAACUACGUUAUUGUUCUCACACACUUUGCAGUUGCUGGAGAGACCAUCCUGGUUGAUGGAGUCAAUGAGGAAUUUCAGCUUGUUGACCUACUUCCUUGUACCCACUACACUGUCACCAUGUAUGCCACCAGUGGGCCUCUCACCAGUGGCACCAUCAGCACGAACUUCUCCACCCUCCUCGACCCUCCUGUAAACCUGACGGCCAGUGAAGUCACCAGACAGAGUGCCCUCAUCUCCUGGCAGCCUCCCAGGGCAGAGAUUGAGAACUACGUCUUGACCUACAAGUCCACCGAUGGAAGCCGGAAGGAGCUGAUUGUGGAUGCAGAGGACACAUGGAUCCGAUUGGAGGGGCUGUUGGAGAACACAGACUACACCGUGCUCCUGCAGGCGGCCCAGGACACCAUGCGGAGCAGCAUCACCUCGACCACCUUCAUCACAGGGGGCCGGGUGUUCCCUCAUCCUCAAGACUGUGCCCAGCAUUUGAUGAAUGGAGACACUCUGAGUGGGGUUUACACCAUCUUCCUCAACGGGGAGCUCAGCCAGAAGUUACAGGUGUACUGCGACAUGACCACUGAUGGAGGUGGCUGGAUUGUAUUUCAGAGACGGCAGAAUGGCCAAACUGAUUUUUUCCGGAAAUGGGCUGAUUACCGGGCUGGCUUUGGGAACCUGGAGGAUGAGUUUUGGCUGGGGCUGGACAACAUCCACAGGAUCACAUCCCAGGGCCGCUAUGAGCUUCGUGUGGAUAUGAGGGAUGGCCAGGAGGCCGCCUUUGCCUCCUACGACAAGUUCUCAGUCGAGGACAGCAGGAGUCUGUACAAACUCCGCAUAGGCAGCUACAACGGCACUGCGGGGGACUCCCUCAGCUAUCAUCAGGGACGCCCUUUCUCCACAGAGGACAGAGACAAUGAUGUUGCAGUUACCAACUGCGCCAUGUCGUACAAGGGGGCUUGGUGGUAUAAGAACUGCCACCGGACCAACCUCAACGGGAAAUAUGGAGAGUCCAGGCACAGUCAGGGGAUCAACUGGUACCACUGGAAAGGCCACGAGUUCUCCAUCCCCUUUGUGGAAAUGAAGAUGCGCCCCUAUAAUCACCGUGUCAUGGCGGGGAGGAAACGGCGGUCCUUACAGUUCUGAGCAGAGGGGAGGACCCCAAGCCAACCAACCAUUUCUGUCAUUUAUUUGUACUUUAUAAUAUGAAACAAAGUGGGGGGUAUUAUUAAUGCGCUUUGCAACAUAUUAAGGGUAUUUCGAAGGAAGCAGGGAUGUAGCAGAGAUCAGUGAAUAGUAAUUGCUCACAGUUUCUGCUGUCCCAGGGCCUGACCCUUGGUUUCCAUUCUCCCUCCUACCUAGCCAUCCUUAACCUUCUUCUCCUUUCUCAGCAAAGAGGAAAAGUGGGAAGUUUUCUGAAAAGCUCAAUUCCAGGACGAGUCCUGGAGUCACAGAAAUGUCGCCUUCUUUUCCAGCUCGCCUUCUGAGAUUCCCUUCACCUUCCAGGCAUUUGUGAUCUGGUCAAUGCCUUCCAUGGCCAGGUUCUCACACCAGCCCAGAAAAGAAGCCUGAGGCAAGAGAGCUCUGCCAACAACUACCCUUAGGAGGAAACACAUCAAUCAUGCCCUUUCUCAACAACCCA